Haemorhous mexicanus (house finch) is the source of this 583-nucleotide messenger RNA. RefSeq lists its product as uncharacterized. The record is from RefSeq and is a predicted model, not a curated record. The transcript is spliced from 3 exons. Lineage: Eukaryota; Metazoa; Chordata; Aves; Passeriformes; Fringillidae. The coding region runs from base 1 to 276 and encodes 91 amino acids.
AUGACUCCGCCAGCUGAUCCGGGACGGAGCCGGCGCGCGGCGGGGGGAGGCGGCGGCACCGGCACCGGGUACGGCUGGGGCGGCACCGGCGGGGCGGCGGCGCCGGCGCCGGGCCAAGUCGGGCCCGGCCGAGCCGCGCAGGAAGCAGCUGGCUCCCGUCCAGGUGGGACCCUGCCAGCAGUGAUGGAUGCCCGAGGUGCUGCCGUGCCACCCUGCUCCUGGCUAACCAGCACCAGUUCUUCAGUGGCAAGCUUUAUGUCCUUCUCCAGUAGCUAAAGCUGCCAGUUGAAGAACUGUUGAAUGUAGCCACUCUCUUCUCGUCACUGGGACCUUGGAUGCCAGCCAGAGCCAUGCCCUGAGCCACCAGGAUGAGCCACUCUGCAGAGCCCUGUGCAUUGGAGGGCUGAGGAUGAGCGUGACCAGGAUGAAGAAAGUCUCCGUGGAGCCUCCAGACAAAGCCUUGGCUGGAGGAUUGUAGGCAGCUGUGCCAGAAGUGUUCCAAACUGUGUCCCCCCCACCCCUCAGUGGGGUGGCACUGAGCUGGGAGGAGACUGAGAGAAGCAUUAAAGGUUGUUUUGCUCAA